ACACACACACACGCAGUGUCCUGUCUCUUUGCCCUGCUCACUAAUACUACCAUCCGGAGAGAGAGAGUCAUGGAGGCAGACAGCCAGCAUCCCAGAGACCUCCAAUGAAUUCCGAAUCCGAACUGAGAGGUUAGCGGGACUCCUAACGCUGAGGUUUCCCCGCAGGCACACAUUGCUCACUAUUCGUGCAGAGACAGUGCCUACACACCCCAUUCUGUCCACGGGGAAAAUCCAACGCAUGUAACAUAUAUAUAGAGACGGCGCGGACUCCAUUCCCUCAGAUGCACGCACAGGAAUAUAUACGUCCGCUGUGAAUAUGCAUACAUGUGAAUUAUGCCGAUAAACCCACACACAUUCUGCUCACAGGAGCUGCAUGCAGCUGAUGUUAUGACAGAGCAAGAAAUGCAGCAGCCAUGAACCAGCUGUGUGCAGAGCCCUGCAGAGCCCUGCAAGACAGUAUUAGGCAAUUACUCUGCCGGGCUGGAGGCGAGUUCCGUCUCCAGAGAGUCCAACUGGAAACAAGACCCCGGAAGCUGGAGGAUAGAAUCCUGGUCACAACAUGUUGGAGAUUCUAUAUAUUUUACAUCAAGCUGCCAGCAAAGAUCGAAAGCUCAUUCAGUGUGUUGGAGAUCCGUGCUCUCACAGCCAUCAGCCUCAGUCAGAUUCUUAUUGAGACUGAGAAGGGGAGCUUCCAGCUGACACUGUCAUCACAGAACACAGACCAGUUGAUUAACUGCAUCCAAGCCACAUUAUCCAAAAUAUUCCCCACUCCAGAAACAGUAUGUCUGAUCAGGCGACAGUAUCCUGAAUCCGCAGAUAACACAUCACCAAGCUCUGAUAAUGCUGGUUUUGCCAUCUCACCUGGCAUCUGUGGAGGGUUUUCAGAGACAUAUGCUGCUUUAUGUGAUUACAAUGGUGUCUGCUGCAGGGAAGAGGUUCAGUGGGAUGUGGAUAUGAUUUAUCACUCACAGGACAACCGGGAGUUCAACCUUCAGGACUUCAGCCACCUAGAGAGCAGGGACCUUGCUUUGGUUGUUGCUGCUCUUGCGUACAAUCAGUAUUUUCUCAGACUGCAAGCUGCAAAUGUCAAACUGGGAUCCGAAGUGACGGAGCAGAUACUGCACUGCGUUGGGCGGUCACAGCAUUUGGAGGAGCUAAUCCUAGAGGACUGCGGACUGAGAGCUGAUUUUGCUCUCCGUUUGGCCACUGUGUUGUCAGAUAAUACAGCUUCCUCUCUCCAUACACUGAACCUGUCACACAACCCCUUGGAAGACAGAGGAAUUGCUGCUCUCUCUCAGCAGUUUCUGUACUUUCAUGCUGGUCUCCGCAGUCUCAAUCUGAGUAAAACAAACAUCACAGCAAGAGGAGCACUAGCUCUGUGUCAGUCGCUCUGCCAGAACGCUCUUUUCUCCUCCUCGCUGCAUUCUCUGACCCUCAGUAAGAAUCCUGGACUACUUGGGAGCGAAGAGACUAAUGCACUUUACACUUUUCUGUCUCACCCAAACUCACUGGUCCAUUUAGAUCUCUCAGGAACAGACUGUGCUGUGGAUACUAUUUUCGGGGCACUUGCCCUUGGAUGCUGUUCCUGCCUCUCACAUCUUGAUCUCUCCAAGAAUUCGUUGUCACAUCGGAGGACACCAGAGACUUUGCCAUCAGUGGAAAAGUUUUUUGGCAGCUCGUUGUCGCUUUCACAUGUAUCACUUAGUGGAACCAAAGUGCCCCCUGAACUAUUGAGAGCUCUGCUGCAAGGACUGUGUUCAAAUACUCACAUACAGGAUCUACAUCUCGACUUAAGCAGCUGUGAAUUGCGCUCAGUAGGUGCUCAGAUAUUGCAGGAUCAGUUUCCUCCAAUCAGUUGUAUUGGCAGUUUGAACAUAUCCGAUAAUGGAUUGGAUUCUCACUUGCUGUCUCUUAUCCCUGCUCUGGGCAGAAACAGACAUCUCAAGCAUCUGUCUCUGGGCAGAAACUUCUCAGUUAAAUCACGAGUCCUGGAGGAGAUUCUGCAACGCAUUGUGAAUGUUCUUCAGGAUGAAGACUGUUCCCUUCAGUCCCUCUCUCUUGCAGACUCCCGUUUAAAGUCUCGUACCUGCAUUGUUUUGAAUGCUCUUGGAAGUAACACUUCUCUGCAGGAGCUGGAUAUCAGUGGUAAUAACAUGUCGGAUAUCGGAGCCAAGAUGCUGGGUAAAACCUUACAGAUAAACACCACUCUACGGUCUGUGCUUUGGGACAAGAAUGCAGUUACAGCAUCUGGAUUCAUGGAUGUAGCGCGGGCUCUGGAGAAGAAUCGAAGCUUGCGUUUUAUGUCCUUCCCUGUGGGAGAUAUCUGUCAAGCAUAUCAGAGACAUCCUGAGAGAGCAGAAAGUGCCUGGAGGAAGAUUCACAGCUGUCUCUUGAGGAAUUCUCAGACCUUGGUUGUUUCUGACCAGAGAGCCCUACGCCUCCAACAGGGUGUGACAAAUAGUGCCGAACAGAUGCUGCACACUCUGUCUGUUAUGAUACAUGAUCAUAUCAAUGCUCUGCGUUCCUGUGAUCUUGAGACUGUUCAAGAGGACAUAAUAUGUGCGAGACAGCUACUGAGAGAUGCUAAAAACUGUCGAGCUCUGUUGCCACGUCUUCUGGAAGCAGGAAGUUGGCUGUCUCCUUCAGGUCCUGCUCAGCGCCUCUUGGAAACUGUUUCAUAUGAGCUGUCUCGUGCAGUUGAUAGGGAACUUCAGAACAUUGCAGACACCAUGUGGGAAGCGACCCAAGACCUAUUCCCAGGGGCUGCACGAGAUGCCCAGAGAGGAAGCGCAAUGCUUUGCAGAUUAAGAGAGCAGCAUGGACUCAGCCUCCCACAUAUACGGGAUAUGCUUCGACAAGUGGGGAAUGAGAUACACAGCAAGCUACGAGGCGCUCAACUUUCCCUUAUGACACGUCUCAGUAAUUCCGUUCUCGAACAAGUUCUGCAGGAAAUGCAAAGAACACACAGGACACUGUCCCGUCACAGAUCCCAGCUGCAGAGUCUGAUGGAAGAGGAACAGAGAAUUCUGGGAUAUUACACCCAAACUCCCCCAAGGAAACAGGAAUCUCACGAGGGAGAAAUGUUCACCAGCAUCGAUACUAUGGUGAUAAAGAAACGCCUCCAAGGCAGGAAAAUCCGGCCAGUCUCUGCAUUUAUCAGUGUGAGUGAGCAGGAGUUGAGUCCCAGGACGUUGGAUUUGGGAUCUCCAGGAUCACGAGACCUCAGUUCACCACCUGCACUCUCCUCGUCUGCUAGUAGUCAGCUGUCUCGUUCUCUCAGUGUGUCUUUGGAAGGUCUCUCUGAACUCCCCACAGAAGGCAGCAAACUGCAGCAUCAAACACGAGACAGACCAAAACAGCAAACCCGACGGGCACCAGGAGGUAGUAAGGUGCGUGGUCCUGCUUCUGACACUGAGGUACGACCUGACGCUGCAUUAGACGAGGGACUGGAUGAUUUCUUCCAUCGCACAGUACUGACACAGUCACACAGUAUCUCUUCGGCCCCUUCAGGGGACACAGAAGGGCCACCAAAGAGGCGCCGCAGGAGUCUCUUCCAUUUCCGCAGAAGCCGAACCCCAAAACGUGAAAAAGGGAGAGUUGUUCCUCCAUCUUCUCCUGGACCAGAAAGUGUUACAGAACACCUGAAACUGGAAGGGAUCCAAAUCACCAAUGGGACACUAGCUACCAAUGGAGCAGAAGCCCCAAAUAUAGGAAGUGUGAGGGGUUUGCCUGGCCGUGGAACACCGUCCUGUGAGCAGCCGCAGGAGGAGGUUCAGCCUGCAAGAGUACGUGGCGUUCCUCUGCCUGGGAUGGAUGGAGGCCGUGUGUGGAGGGAGAUGGAUAUCUCCGUGGGCACUAGCUGUGUUCCCGAUGACAGACGUCGUUCCUCUGGGGAUGGGGAGGAGGGUGCUACGUUUGAGGACAGACAGCCUUGUUUUUCCAACGGAGACAGAAACACUCAGAAGAAUUUAUCAAGAGAUGAGGGGGGUCUUAAUGUUUCCUGCCCCCCUCCUACAGAAAUGCGGCCGGUCGCUGCCCCACGGGGUAGGAAGGUGUCCUGUGGGGGGGGGCCCGGUGAUACGGAAUGUGCUGAGGAGACCAGGAAGGAAAUCCCAGUGCCCAGACCACGAAACAGAGAGCCUGGGAAAGAAGCGGCCCCCCAAGGGGGAGAUGUUCCUCCUCCUGUGCGCAAGCCUCCUCUAAAGCCACAGCGAUCCCGGCGGAUGCAGUCAUGUGAUUCAGCAGAACCGCCACCCUCUGUGAAUGGUACCCGCAUGACUUUGGCAUCGAAUGAACAGAAAGUGCCCCAAAGUGGUGAUGCCAUAAACCAUGGAUUGCGCCACAUUGCUGAAGCCAAAGAGAGAGAUGUAAAGAGCCUGCCAUCCUCUGCUUGAUGCACCACCAUCAGCAAGCCCAGGAGCCAUGCCUGGAAUGAACCAGGAGAAGUCAUCUUGCCUCUGAAAUGCACUGGAGAGAUCAGCCUGAGUUUGUGGCUUAAUGGAAGGACAACAACAUCUGUCUGUGCAUCAUUUGCAACACUUAAUAAAACUCCCAACCUUAAUAA
Molecule: messenger RNA, 4564 nt
Organism: Spea bombifrons (plains spadefoot toad)
Lineage: Eukaryota; Metazoa; Chordata; Amphibia; Anura; Pelobatidae
Gene: CARMIL3
Product: capping protein regulator and myosin 1 linker 3
Exons: 40
Coding region: 414-4394 (1326 amino acids)
Biological process (GO): cell migration; regulation of Arp2/3 complex-mediated actin nucleation
Cellular component (GO): lamellipodium; plasma membrane
Molecular function (GO): protein binding
Source: RefSeq, a predicted model, not a curated record